AUGGACGCCGUUACAAAAUUCCUCCAUAAUAUACCGCAGCCUCUUCAGUGGGGUCUUGCUGGUAUUGGUGCUCUCUUCUUGGGAUCCAAGAUCCUGAGCUAUCUCCAGCUUGUCCUCAGCGCUUUCGUGCUUGGAGGCACCAACCUCCACAAGUAUGGAAAGCCUGGUACCUGGGCCGUCAUCACCGGUGCCUCUGAUGGCCUCGGUAAGGAAUAUGCUCUGCAGCUCGCUGCCAAGGACUUCAACCUCGUCCUCGUUUCCCGAACCCUCUCCAAGCUCGAGAGCCUCUCCGCCGAGAUUCAACAGAAGUACCCUGGAAAGGGCCUGCAAGUCAAGGUCCUUGACAUGGACUUCUCCCAGAACAACGAUGCCGACUACGAGCGAUUGAGCGAGCUGAUUUCUGGUCUUGAUGUUGGUAUCCUCAUCAACAACGUUGGCCAGAGCCACAGCAUCCCCGUUUCUUUCCUCGAGACCACCAAGGAGGAGCUUCAAAACAUUGUCACCAUCAACUGCAUUGGUACUCUCCGGGUUACUCAGGUCGUCGCUCCUAUUCUGAAGCAGCGAAAGCGCGGUCUUAUCCUCACCAUGGGAUCUUUCGGUGGCUGGACUCCUACUCCUCUCUUGGCGACAUACUCCGGCAGCAAGGCCUUCCUCCAGCAGUGGAGCAACGCUCUCUCCGCUGAGCUUGCAGACCACAAUGUUGAUGUCUACCUUGUCCUGAGCCACCUUGUCACCACCGCCAUGAGCAAGGUCCGCCGCCCUAGUCUUCUUGUCCCCAACGCUCGCAACUUUGUCAAGGCUACUCUCGGCAAGAUUGGACUUGGUGGUUACCAGACUGCUCCCAACACUUAUACCCCUUGGUGGAGCCAUGCUUUCAUGCUGUGGUUCAUUGAGAACAUUCCUGGUGCCAAUGGUCCUAUCACUAUUUUCUUCAACAAGAGGAUGCAUGAGGAUAUCCGACGCCGAGCUCUCCGCAAGGCUGCUCGCGAUGCUAAGAAGCAGUAA
This is a messenger RNA of Fusarium tjaetaba, 1005 nucleotides long. RefSeq names its product 3-ketoacyl reductase. Gene Ontology annotation, biological process: fatty acid elongation. The transcript has 2 exons. Gene Ontology annotation, molecular function: ketoreductase activity. The coding region runs from base 1 to 1005 and encodes 334 amino acids. NCBI's taxonomy places the organism in Eukaryota, Fungi, Ascomycota, Sordariomycetes, Hypocreales, Nectriaceae. The record is from RefSeq and is a predicted model, not a curated record. Gene Ontology annotation, cellular component: endoplasmic reticulum.